AUGUCUAUAACAUUCUUUGUCACUGGUGAUAAUCAUCUUGGAUAUUAUGAAAAGAAUUUAACACUGAAAGAUGAUUGUUAUAAAUUAUUUGAACAGUACUUAAAAGAAGCAACACAAAAAGAAGGAAGUAUUUUGCUUCAAUGUGGUGAUUUAUUCAAUGACUUAAGACCAAACAAGUCAUGUGUUUCAAAGACAGCAAAUCUAAUAAAAAAGUAUUGUAUUGGAGAUGCAGAUAUUCCGUAUACAAUAAAAGAUGAAGCUGAAUUAUCAUAUCCAUUAAAUAUAACAGAUCCAUAUAUUAAUGUAAAACAUCCACUAUUCACAAUUCAUGGAACAAAUGAUGAGCCAAGUGGAUAUAAAUUAAUUGCAGGAAGUGAAAUAUUAGCGUCAUGUGGAUUAGUGAAUUAUAUUAGUCCAAAAUCAUUUGAAGAAGAAAAAAUGUUAAAACCAGUUAUUAUAGUAAAUGAGCAUACCAAAAUUGCUUUGUAUGGAUUAUCUGUUUUAUAUUCCAGUGAUCUUGAUGAGAUUGUGGAAGAUGAAACUUUUCAUAUAAAAAAACCAAAUGGAAAUGAUUGGAUUUGUAUUCUUCUUCUUUACAUUGGUAAAGGAACUAUAAGCCAAACAACAAAAGACAUUAUAGAAAAACAUUUUAAUAUUAUUAUUUUAGGUG
Entamoeba histolytica HM-1:IMSS is the source of this 670-nucleotide messenger RNA. Its product is annotated as Mre11, putative. Gene Ontology annotation, biological process: mitotic G2 DNA damage checkpoint signaling; double-strand break repair via nonhomologous end joining; meiotic DNA double-strand break formation. The record is from RefSeq and is a predicted model, not a curated record. The annotation marks the transcript as partial. Gene Ontology annotation, cellular component: Mre11 complex. Lineage: Eukaryota; Evosea; Mastigamoebida; Endamoebidae. The transcript has a single exon.